This is a messenger RNA of Vespa crabro (European hornet), 3128 nucleotides long. RefSeq lists its product as uncharacterized. The transcript is spliced from 7 exons. Gene Ontology annotation, molecular function: zinc ion binding. NCBI's taxonomy places the organism in Eukaryota, Metazoa, Arthropoda, Insecta, Hymenoptera, Vespidae. The record is from RefSeq and is a predicted model, not a curated record. The coding region runs from base 645 to 3059 and encodes 804 amino acids.
AACUUGUUCUUCGCAAAAACGACAUUUUCGCCAUUUGUGAGAAUAGGUGUAGUUCUUGACCAAUUUGGAUGAACAAGGUCUCGUUUGAAGACGAAGGUUCAAUUUAGGACACCUUUUUCGAAUUUUAGAAAAAGCUUUUUAUUUGUGUAUAAACUAUUCUCGAAAAAAUACCAUUUUUUAACAUGAUUUUUAAAAAAAAAUGAAACUUUCGAAACUCCACCGGAACAGCAGCGUAGACCUUCGUCUUUAAAAUGAGACCUUGUUCAUUAAAAUCGGUCAAGAAUUAUGCCUGUUCUCAUUGUUCGUGUAAACCAUUAAAAAAGCAAGAGUAGUGAACAGUCUUAAUAUAUUUUAUAUAAAUUAAUAUAGUUGAUUUAUCCAAAUUUAUGCAACAAAAUACAUACGACACAUAAACUAGAUAUAUGCCAAUAUGGAGUAUAUUUGUGAGAACGCGCAGAGUUCCAUGCGCAAAAUCUUACAAUGAGUAUAUUACUAAAUAUAUAUAUAGUUACCUAUGCGUCAUACAAGAUCGCUGUCAAAAGUUCUUAUCUUUGGUGUAGAAGUUACUGCAUAAAAUUUUAUAAUUAUCAUAAAAAAGUGUUUGAGACUAAAAUAUAUUAACAGCAUUUUUUAAGCCAAAAAACAUGGAACAAACAGGUGAUCGUCCUCAGUGGCUUAUGGAAUUGGAAAAUCGAAAAAGAAAGCCCCAUUUAGCGCAUGAAGCCGGAGCAGGAGCACCAUGCAUGAUAUGUAACGCUUUGUGUCCUGGUUUAGAUUUACAUUUUUGGCGAAAAACUUGUAAAAUUUGUAAAUGUAGCAGAGAUGAUCAUGAUGUUGUCAAUGAUGAUUUUCCUCAGUUCGAUUUAUUAUUUGGUCCAUCUGGAAAAUCAAAAAGAAAACCUAUGUUAUUGGUUAUAUCCAAUAAAAAGCAAACUAAUAGUGAAACUGUAUUUGACUGGAUACCACCAGAUACAACUAAAGAACUUGCUGUAGAUUAUAUGAAUGCUUUACCAGUAGAAAAAUUACCUAUUUCUGGAUCAACUGGUGCAAUAUUAAGAAAACAAUUACUACAAAAACAAUUGCCGUUACACGAUAUUGAUCAUAAAGCGUGUGAUAAACUAAGUGAAGUAGAGAAAAAAGAGUUGGAAAAUUAUGUUGAAAUUUUGAAAAAAUAUGCAGGACAGGGCAAAGUAAUGAAGAUGUUAGGUGCACGUCCGUUUGAUCGGUCAUUAAUGACACCAAUUAAUGCUACGGAUAUGCAACGUUUCAAUACACAACAAAAAUCACAGAUAUCUGUGACUAUACCACAACUUCGAACGCCAAGCAGCUUUACAAAAAAUAUUCCAUAUUUAAAAGUUCCUUUUGAAAAUAGAUCAGAUCCAAAUGUUAACAUGGAAACAAAGGAUAAUGAAAAAAAUGUUUUAGAUAAUAAAUGUUCCAAGCCAGCCUCAUUUCAUAAAUUAGUGAAUUCUUCUGUAACUGCUUACGAUGCAAAUUCAGAAUUACCUGUAAUUUGUCAGCACGAAUUUUGUGAACCUCUUCAUUGCAAGUACACAGAAAUCAAUCCAUGUGCUUUACCAACAACAAAUCAUGAUAAAUUUAAACAUAUAGAACAGAAUACUGUGCCUCAUAAAAGCAAUGUUGAUCUUCAGAUAGAACCACCCAAUACAGAUACAUCUGAUAAACAACCAGAAAUGAAUCUUUUCGAAGUUGCAGAUAAUAUUUUAGCAAAUGCAUUACUUCCACCUAGCGCAAUCAAUGUACAUGACAUUGUUAGUAGUACUUUAGAUAAAAAGGAAUUAAUGUUUAUACGCGAUAAACUCAAUAGCAAGUACGGUAUGCAAGAUAAUUCACAAGUUAAUCAUGCACGAAAUUUCCCACAUAAUAAAGGAGUGGACAAAGCAGUCAUUAUGGACUCUCAAAAAAAUCUUUCACCAAGUGGAUCUACGCCUAAAAGUAACGUAGUAGAUGUGACAAAAAAUGAUCCUCAACAUGGAGUUAAACCCAUAACAGCAGAAAAACUUGUAUCAAAGCCUGUUUCAGAAAUGGUUCAAUCUACUUGUGCUAGUAAUAUUGCACCAACUUUUAUUCAUGAUAAAGCAAGUUCUAUACAUACAAGAAAUAAACCAUCUAAUACUAUUUCACACUCACCACAAACACAUAAUAUUAUAAGUAAUGCAAAUUCACUUGAAAAUAAACCAAUGUCAUCUAUAAAUGCACAAGAUAAAUAUAAUAUUGAUCAUAAAGAAGUGCCUAAGAAAUCUGUAUCGUCUACAGUGCCAUCUGAUAUUGAUAAUACAAAUUGUAUAAAGGGCAAAUUAAGUGGCAUAAAAAAUGUACAAUCGGCUAUUUCUUACUCUGAGAAUUUACAAAAUCAAGUAUUCCCAUUCGAGUCGAACUGCAAAAUGAGCCAGUCCACAGAAAACCAACUAGAUAUGGAUUCUGUUAAUGGAGCUGUGAAAGGUUUAACUAUUGAAUCUUCAAAACCACAAAAUUGCGAGAAAUGUCGAAAAGACAUUAAUAUUGGUGAUGUAGUUGUAACUGUGGAUAAAGCUAAGAAUAUAUUAUGGCAUCCAGGAUGUUUUGUUUGUUCUGUAUGCAAUGAAUUACUCGUUGAUCUUGUAUAUUUCUAUUAUAAGAAUCAAUUGUAUUGUGGCAGAGAUUUUGCAGCUCUGUUAGGGAUUCCAAGAUGCUUUGCUUGUGAUGAGUUAAUUUUUGUACGAGAAUAUACCGUUGCUGAAGGCCAUAAUUAUCAUGUAAAACACUUUUGCUGCUGGGAUUGUGACAUUCCAUUAGCUGGCCAACAGUAUAUAUCUGAAAAUGAUCACCCUUUGUGUCUUCCUUGUUAUCAGAAUACAUAUGCAAAAACUUGCAAUGCAUGUAAUGCAGUGAUUGCAGCUGAUCAACAAGGUGUUGCUAUAAAAAAUUUAAAUUUUCAUGCAAUCGAAAUGUGUUUUUGCUGUUAUAUGUGUAAAAAAUACUUACUAAAUAGUAGAAUGGCAGUCAAAGAGGAUAAACUAUUUUGUAGUAAGGAUUGCAUUUCCAAGUUUUCUAACUAAUUGAAAAAUAUUACAUAUAAUUUAAUAUAAUUCAAUAUUAUCAAAAUACAAUCAAAUUUGUAUUUCUUA